Notothenia coriiceps (black rockcod) is the source of this 781-nucleotide messenger RNA. Its product is annotated as collagen alpha-1(XVII) chain-like. The record is from RefSeq and is a predicted model, not a curated record. The annotation marks the transcript as partial. The transcript has 6 exons. Gene Ontology annotation, cellular component: collagen type IX trimer. NCBI's taxonomy places the organism in Eukaryota, Metazoa, Chordata, Actinopteri, Perciformes, Nototheniidae. Gene Ontology annotation, biological process: extracellular matrix organization. Gene Ontology annotation, molecular function: extracellular matrix structural constituent conferring tensile strength.
CCUGGAAAAUAUUUGCCAAAAUGUUAUUUGUGUCCAGGGGAGAACGUGAGGAGAUAUGUUGCUGGUACCCCCGGUCCACCAGGACCCCCUGGUGCUCCGGGCCACGGCAGCUACGGAAUCAACACCCAGGAGGUGGCUGAACGUGUUCUCACCCUACUGAAUGAUAGGCAGGUGUUAGGUGUCCCCGGACCCCCUGGAACCCCUGGGCUACCUGGAGACUCAUACCCAGUUGUGGGUCCUCAAGGGCCUCCAGGUGUCCCUGGUAUCCCUGGUAGAGACGGUCCACCUGGACCACCAGGAUUUAGCAACGACAUUCGUGACUACCUGCACAGUGUGGAGUUUAGAGGUUUACCAGGUCCCCCCGGUCCCCCUGGACCAGAGGCUCCCCCUAGUGGUCUCCACGGACUGGUUUCCUUUGCUGAGUAUGCAAACAGAGAACCACCCACAGCAGAACAACAACAAUACAUCAACAGUGAUGGUAUGAGAGGAACUAUGUUCGGACUUCCUGGUGCACCAGGCCCUCCUGGACCCCCAGGACACAAGGGAGAGCCAGGCGAAUCUGGCACAAGGGACAGCAUCCUGGAUACUGGUGACUACUCCAGCAUGGCUGUCAAAGUAACUGAUUACAUAAAAUCCCACGGUCUGCUCCGUGGUGUUGCUGGAAACUCUGAACGUUUUGUUCAAGGACCUCCAGGACCUCCUGGACUUCCUGGAAUGCCUGGACAAAGCCAAUUGGCUAGCUCCCGUGAAAAUAUCAUGGAUGUUGUGGAAUACAUCAAAU